UGCCAUGUACCAUGUUUCUCUGUCCUCUUCCCAGUCACGAUGAUAGCAUGUGGAGACCACUAGCCUAGCCUGUUUACCACCAGUAUCAGCAACAAGAGAACUUCCUAAUCUCCCUUUUGCCUACAUUUGGUUCUGUUUUUGUUAUUGGGCCUGCCAGAAUUAAAACUGGGGGAAAUUCCUGUACUUUUAAGAGAGGGAAUUCCGAAGUGUUACUUGUGAUCUGGUUGCAUAACAAGCAAUACACCGCUGAAAUUCCCUCUUCUGCACAAUAAUUAAAGGUACAGUAGUUCCUUCCAUUUUUAAUCUGACAAUCCUAAUUAUUGUUAUUUAUAUUGGGGUUGGUGCUUUAUAGAGAAAACACAAGGAGACCAGGCCUCUAUCUUGAGGCAUUUUCAAUCUCAACUUUGCCACAGAAAGGAGGGAACAAAUGAAGAAUGAUGGAUGCAAAGACAGCACUAGACAGCAAAACUGGCAGCAUCUGUUAUGAUGGACAUUCCCUCUUCUCCCAUGAGCAAACUUGAUUUCUUCCAAAGGCAUACACCUACAAAUGGCUCUGAUGAAUCAGAAAUGUCAAAAUCCCUUGAGGACUGGAGUGAUGGUGAGAGUGAUCUGGAUUCAUGCAGAAACUCUCCAGAGCACUCAUGCACGGUUCCUUUUUAUUUUAUCCCUUCUCAAGACAAGGAUAUUAUUGCUGCAACUGAGGAGAGGGAGGCAGAACUACAGCUCUUCUGGCUCUCCCGCAACAAAACCCGGCAGUGUCGGAAGCAGGACAUUUUGGCCCAGGGGGUGGAGGAGGUCAUACCCAACAUUGGAAAAGGAACGCAUUUGCAUGGGAGCCAUCUACAGCUGCAGGGUGCACGCAAGAAGAAAGUACAUGUGGAGAAUGGGCAGGAAGUGGCAGAGGCACCGAAUACCAAAAUUCCCCAUUCAGAUGACAUUGUGCAGUUGAUAGAUGAACAUGGGGUGUAUUCUUCAGCCAAAUUGGUACCUGCCACAGAACUAGCACUCUCACCAUGCCCAGAAGAGCAGCAUUUGGGACAUAGUGGCAGAGAUGGAGAGGAGUUUGAGAUCCGGGAAGUGAUAGUCGAUGAGAAGCCAUUUCAGUGUGCCAUAUGUACAAAGGUUUUCAAGCGGGCCUGGGAACUGUUCAGUCAUGAGGUGGUGCACAAUGAAGAACGCCCAUUUUGCUGCCAUCUGUGCCAGGCUUCAUUUAAGCGCCAUUCUGACUUCAAGAGCCAUGGCCUCGUCCACACAGAAGAGCGGCCUCAUUGCUGCGAGCUUUGUGGGAAGCGUUUUAAGCGAGCCUCCAAUCUAGCUGAGCAUCGCCGGAUCCAUUCAGGGGAGCGGCCACACCGCUGUGCUACCUGCAUCAAGCGCUUCAAGACACCCUAUGAGUUGCAGAGACACAUGUUAACACAUUGUUCAGAGCGGCCAUUUGCCUGCACUGCCUGCGGGAAGGGCUUUGCAGCAGCAGGGGCCCUUCUCCUACACCAGCGGCAACACUGUGAUGACAAGCCUCAUGUCUGUGGUAUUUGUGGCAAGAGGUUUGCCUAUGGACAUAGCCUGCGUGUUCAUGAGAGGGUGCACACUGGCGACCGGUCCUUUUCCUGUGCUCUCUGUGGCAAGGCAUUCAAACAGUCCAAUGCCUUGGCUUCACAUGAGCGGGUGCACACAGGGGAGCGUCCCUUUGCUUGUCCGACAUGCGGCAAAGCUUUCAAGCAGUCAUCGUACUUGGCUAUCCAUGCACGCUCGCAUACGGGUGAGCGACCCUAUGCCUGUGUAACUUGCAGCAAGGCCUUUGCACGUCCCUCACUUCUCCUGCAGCACCAGCGUGUCCACAGCACAGAAUGGCCCCAUCAGUGCCAACACUGUGGCAAGCUGUUUAAAGACCUGACAUAUCUGGCAGUGCAUGAGAAGGUACACACCGGCGAAACCCCUUACAAAUGCGCUGUCUGUCAGAAGGGCUUUGCCCAUCCGUCCAACUUACUGCAGCACCAGAGAAUCCAUCAGGAUGGAUAGAGGGAAUGGUGUGUCGCUAAUAGAAACAUGAGUGUGUAAUUUGCACAUGUGCUCCAACCCUGUACCAGCAAGAGCGUGUGUACCGUGAUAGAAAGAGAAUUCUCUUUGUAUGCUCUUUGCAUGCACAUUAAAUCAUGUGUCAGCUCUGCUGGGCAUGCAUUGUACACUAUUGCACUAAAGGUUCACUUAUCCUUUUAUGUAGCUCCUGCAUUACUUGUGCUGGAACAUAUCAGAGCAUUUGGGUACUUCAGAUACCCUGUCCUAUGAAUCUUUGCCUUUCCCCCCUCCUGUUGCAAGCAGUUUCUAGCCCUUAUGAUUACAGAGAUAACAUACUAGAUAUUUUAGUGUGUUACAAAUCAGAUAGUUAAGAGGAGCAAGAAUUUCCUUUGUCAUAGGGCAGCAUGUCAGUGUUCUGUGUAUCACUUCUUCCUUCUCCUUGGCUAGAAGAAACAGGGGGGAAAGGUGUAAAAUAAAGAAUUAUAUAUGCAUUGGCUUAUUUUAUAUUAAUUGCUAUUUUUUAAAAAUACAGCCGAUUUGUCAAUGUUGUGGUUUAUGUCCCACUGCAUAUUUUUCAGGUGCUUUUUUAUUUUUGGAAAAAGUAGUUUUGGGAUAGUUCUUACAGAAACAUAUUGUUAUACAGUACAGAAAGAUACAAAAUAGAAUUAAUGGGGAAACCAAUUCUAGCUUCUGUUUUUCUUUGGGAAAAGUACACUUUUUCAUAUGGUGAACCUCUUUCCCAUACCACUGUAACUGAGUAAGAAAAGUUAUUUGAAAGAUUUUUAAAAAUAAAGUGCCAUCUAUGUAUGCU
Sceloporus undulatus (fence lizard) is the source of this 2827-nucleotide messenger RNA. RefSeq names its product zinc finger protein 501-like. The record is from RefSeq and is a predicted model, not a curated record. The transcript has 3 exons. Lineage: Eukaryota; Metazoa; Chordata; Lepidosauria; Squamata; Phrynosomatidae. Gene Ontology annotation, biological process: regulation of transcription by RNA polymerase II. Gene Ontology annotation, molecular function: DNA-binding transcription factor activity; RNA polymerase II cis-regulatory region sequence-specific DNA binding. Bases 484 to 2019 code for a protein of 511 amino acids.